UAAAAGUAGAACCGAGAACCCAGCGCAAGUAUGGAGUCUCUGCUCAAGUACCCAAUGAAACUUAUACUUUUGACAGCAUGGCUCUCCAGUCUGAUGGACCCAUGCAGCCUCUCUGACAUUUGCGAUUCUUGUCACCAACUUGCAACAUGCAAGGCCCUGAACGGAUCAAACCAUGCCUGCUUCUGCAACCAUGGAUACACCGGAGAUGGAACUAAAUUUUGCAAUGAUGACAACGAGUGCCAGAAUGUGACUAAUAUCUGCGGGGACAGGGGGAGCUGCAGCAACACAGCGGGCAGCUACUACUGUACAUGUGUCUCUGGAUACACAUCAACAGGACUGGCCGAGUUCCAGCCCAACGAUGGCACUGAAUGCAUCGAUAUUGAUGAAUGCAAAUCAGGACAGACGUGUGGACCAAACUCACGCUGCCAUAAUACGAAUGGAUCGUUCUAUUGCACCUGUCAGCGUGAUUACAUCCCAACUUCAGGCCCUAAGCACUUUCAUCCAGAGGGAGGUGUAAGAUGUAAAGAACAUCCCCAAAAAAACUGCCAUGACAAAAUCGAGUGCAUCACACAGGCCGUCAACAGAACACUUGAAUAUAUGAGCAACCUCACGGAGCCCGAGGGUCUACUGAAGGAAAUUGCCAAGCAGACGUCCGGCGAACUCACCUCAGUGGAAGUGAUCACAUAUGUUGAGGCCUUGAGUCGAUCCGCGUCAACACUGGCUGCCGAAGAAAAGGAUUACACUGUCAAACCAUCCGUCAUCAACUCGACUCUUACAAAACUAGUGACAGCAGUAAACAACUUGGUGGAGAAGGAUGAACUGGGGGCUUGGAACCGAAUGAAAGAAGAGCGUCGGGAACAUACCAUCACCAAGCUGCUACAUACUGUUGAAGAAAGUGCUCUGACUCUGGCUAACAACUACAAAACUCCAGCUGAGCUCGAAAUCAAAGCCACAGAAAUGGAACUGAAACUCUUUACCUUUGAUGCUCGUCACAUAAAAGCCAAACUGUCUGUGUCAAUGGGAGGUGAUCAUAUAAAUCUAACUCCAAAACUGAGACCAGAGGAGGACAGGAAUGGGAGUGUGUCAGUGGUGUUUGUGCGAUAUGACAGCAUCGGUGACAUCCUGAAGCCGAGCAGCGACCCGGGCAUCACCGACUACUCUCGCUAUGCAGAGACUGGGGAAAUCACUGUCAACUCCCAAGUCAUCGCCGCAGCCGUCAAACCUGCUGACGUAUACCAACUUGACCAUGUCACCUUCACUCUGAGACAUAACAAGAUCGUAGACACUAAAGCUAAUGUGACCACGUGUGCUUUCUGGGAGUACGAGCCGGACAGCCUGCGGGGCCACUGGGCCACCCAUGGCUGCAAGACCGUCCAUGUCAACAGCAACGCAACCACCUGCUCCUGCAAUCACCUCACACACUUUGCCAUCCUCAUGUCCUCUGGGCGAGCCAAUCUGGUGGCCCACUACACCGUCCUGACCCGGAUCACCCAGCUGGGGAUGAUCAUCUCCCUCAUCUGUCUGUCCAUGUGCAUUUUCACCUUCUGGUUCUUCAGCGAGAUCCAGAGCACCAGAACCACCAUCCACAAGAACCUGUGCUGCAGCCUCUUCAUGGCCGAGUUCAUCUUCCUGGUGGGGAUCAACAUGAACACACAUAAGCUUUUCUGCUCUGUUAUUGCAGGGCUGCUGCACUAUUUCUUCCUCGCGGCCUUUGCCUGGAUGUGCAUCGAGGGCAUCCAUCUGUACUUAAUAGUGGUUGGCGUCAUCUACAACAAAGGCUUCCUGCACCGCAACUUUUAUAUCUUCGGCUACGGGAGCCCGGCGGUGGUGGUGGCCAUCUCAGCGACACUCGGCUCCAAGUACUAUGGCACUGAAAAAGUGUGUUGGCUGAGCACAGAAAACCACUUCAUAUGGAGUUUCAUCGGGCCGGCUUGUUUGAUCAUUCUGGUUAAUCUCUUGGCUUUUGGAGUAAUCAUCUACAAAGUGUACCGGCAUACUGCUGUGAAAAAGCCUGAAAUCAGCCACUAUGAAAAUAUCAGGUCUUGUGCCCGUGGGGCCUUGGCUCUGCUCUUUGUGCUGGGAGCCACCUGGACUCUAGGAGUUGUGCACAUCCUCAAUGAGACGACCCUCACUGCCUAUCUGUUCACCAUCACCAACGCCUUCCAGGGCAUGUUCAUCUUCAUCUUCCUCUGUGUGCUGUCCAGAAAGAUUCAGGAGGAGUACUACAGACUUUUCAAAAACGUGCCAUGUUGUUUUGAAUGCCUGAGAUGAAGUGACGCCACCGAAGUCUCAUCACUUGCACUUGUACAAUAAUAUUCAACACUACAGCUUUGCAAUAUCCUCUGACUCAUGCUUUCAUUUUUGAAAAACAAUAUGGGAGGAAUUUAAAACAGCACUUAUAAUUUCUAAACGUCUUGUUUCCCCUUUUAAAGACUGCUGUACGCAUCAUGUUUGUUAUAUGUACAAUGGAAAAAGUCUUCUGUGUCAAUCAUUUCACAUAAUACGUACUUCUGACUGAGAGUAAUGCUAAAAGUUUAUCCAGUUUAUUUUAACAUCUUUGCAGUUAUUGGCAUUUCACUUCAAAUAACCUACACAGUCUGCUGUCUCUGUUUCUCUCUGGUGUUUUAUAUUGAUUUGUAAAUUAUUAAAAAUGAAUGUGGCAAACUUACAAAUAUCUGCUGCUCACUUUUAUGUGCAAAAAUCAAUAGUCGUGUUUAAUGCAUUGUUCACCUCCCUUUUAUGAAGAUCACACAGUGUACAGAAUACUUGAGUUGAAUUGUUGGGACCAUGUUCCAGUUUCACACAUUGGCAGUAAGGAAGGCCAAUGGCUCCAUCUAGUGGACAUAAUGAGGAACCACAUGUGACACACAAAGAGCUGGAAACACUUUGGUUAUUAUAGCCAUCUGCAUUAUCAGACAAGCCUCCUCUGUGUAUUAGUUCAUGUUUGUAGCAUGUUGGUCCAUAUGAGUUGUGUUGUAGCCAUUUAAAGCCUUGUGAUACAUUUAUUGAACAUUUAUUUUCCUGCAGUGUUUUAGCCUUAUUGCUGCAAUCACCAAGCCGUCUCCUGGGCUGCAGGCUUUUGAGUUUAAGAAGCAUUGUGUUGAACAACAUUUGUUUAUUGUAACGUUUUAUUCAUAAAUUGCCUUCAUCUUAAAUAAUGAAACCAAACAAAACUACAGCUUAACAACCAAUGCUUUUUUGAAUGAGAAUCUAAACCAUCCCAGUCUGGUCCACAAAUCUGGUCCAGGAUCUUUAACUGGUCAUAGUAUUAUUAAACAUAUCAGAGGUGAGCCAAUAAAGGAAUAAAGAACAGACACAAAUAUCCUAAAUGAAUGUCGUCCCUUUUUAUUGUUUGUCUAGUUUGCCGUCUCCGCUUGUUUAAGAAAGGAGAUGCACUUAUGACUUCUGGUGACUAGUA
This is a messenger RNA of Anoplopoma fimbria (sablefish), 3418 nucleotides long. RefSeq names its product adhesion G protein-coupled receptor L4 (gene adgrl4). Gene Ontology annotation, cellular component: membrane. Bases 31 to 2271 code for a protein of 746 amino acids. Lineage: Eukaryota; Metazoa; Chordata; Actinopteri; Perciformes; Anoplopomatidae. The transcript is spliced from 16 exons. Gene Ontology annotation, biological process: cell surface receptor signaling pathway; adenylate cyclase-activating G protein-coupled receptor signaling pathway. Gene Ontology annotation, molecular function: calcium ion binding; G protein-coupled receptor activity. The record is from RefSeq and is a predicted model, not a curated record.